AUGACUAUUGUAUUUUACGUAUUGUUUGUUAAGAAUACACCUAAUUCUGCUUAUUACACUGCAUUUUUGUUCACAUUUUUCAUAAUUAUUCCAAAUCCUUUGGCCAAAAUCGGUUUUUGUGUUGGUGCGGCAAUAAUAUUCUUCUUUAUGAAGUCGGAUAACUACUGGCUCACUGUUGCUUGCCUUAUUAUUAUGCCUACUGCCUUUGUUUUCCCAAUUUUUGAGCCAUUCAACUGCAGAAUGAAACUCUUACAAGAUCCAUAUCAGAGGUCAUUUAAUUAUUCUUCAUUUUAUGGAAAACAACUUUCAUAUUCAGUUUUGAAAUUUAUUAAGCCGGAAAACAGCAGCAGUUGUGUUCUUAUUAUAGGAAAUCAAACAUUAAAUGAACAAUUAACACUUGCCAGCAAAAUUAAACCAGAAAAUAAUCAAAUUUUUGUUGAAUUUGUUGAUUUUACACAUAAUACUUAUAAUAAAGAGCAACAUGACAUACUAAGCAAAUCUAAAUCAGUUGUAUUAAACAUUGGCGAUCAGAAAGGCUACAAUUCUAUAAAUCUGAUUUAUGAUUUCUUAAAUAUCCAUUAUACACUGUUCGAUCGUGUCACAGUUAUCAAUGAUUUGGUUGCCAAACAGAAUUCGUCAGAUUUAAUUGAUAUUUCUAAGAUUCAGACAUUUUCCGGUGAACCAUCAUUUGUUAACUCAUAUUUCAGCUGCAGACUGAAUCAAACAGAAGCAAAUUGCCAAGACAUUAUAAAACAAUAUAAAACUACUCAUCCAGAGGAAAAUAAUUUUUAUUUCCAUUAA
This is a messenger RNA of Trichomonas vaginalis G3, 801 nucleotides long. RefSeq lists its product as uncharacterized. Lineage: Eukaryota; Parabasalia; Trichomonadida; Trichomonadidae. The transcript has a single exon. The record is from RefSeq and is a predicted model, not a curated record. The coding region runs from base 1 to 801 and encodes 266 amino acids.